AUGAAAGAUUCUAACCAAAAAGCCAACGAAAAAGCAAAAGAGUUACUAAAAAAGAUGGAAGAGUGCAUGGGUAUAAAGAUUGAGGGAAUUUGUUCACAAGAGGAUUAUUCUGACGUCAUAAACAGAUGCUGCGAAAAUCUGAUUGGUUAUAAAAAGGUACCCUUAGGGGUUUCAAAUAGAGGGGUAUUAAUAAACAACCGCAUGUUCUUUAUUCCAAUAGCAACGACAGAAGGUGCAUUGGUUGCAUCAAUGUGCCGUGGAAUCAAACUUAUAAAUGCAUGCGGAGGAGUUGAAGGGUAUGCAGAAAACGUCGGGAUUACAAGAGGAUUUACUAUGAGGUUUGAAAGUUUUAGGGAGGCCAUGAGGUUCUACCAGUGGAUAAAAAUGGAAAAGUCAAUUGCAAAUCUCAAAAGAAUUGGAAAUGAAGGAAGCAGGUAUAUGAGAAUCAGUAAGAUUGAAUCCAAGCAUGUUAUAGGGGAAGAUGUAUACAUUAAGGUACAUGGGUACUCGGGAGAUGCCAUGGGAAUGAAUAUGAUAACAAAGUCAUGUGUUCAAAUAUCUAAUGAAAUAGUUCGUUUAUUUCCAAACUCUAGUCUUGUGUGCAUAAGCUCUAACACAUGCACUGACAAAAAGUGGUCUGCAGAAAACUAUUGUAAUGGAAGAGGAAGAAAGAUAUUUAUGAAUCUGAGAGUAGACAAUCGAAACUGUGAAGAGAUACUUGGAGUUAACAUAGAUAGAAUUCUAGAUGUAUAUCAUGCGAAAGUUGUGGUUGGGGGAUCUCUUGUGCUAGGGGGAUUUAAUUGCCAAGCAGCCAACUACGUUGCAGGGAUAUUUCUAGCUCUAGGACAGGAUCUAGGACAAAUUAUUGAAAGUAGCAAUUGUAUAUUGAGCAUGAAAAAACUUGAAAGUGAAGUUCUGAGUGUUUCUUUGUUUAUGCCUUCGGUUACAGUGGGUGUGGUUGGUGGGGGUACACACCUGGAACCUUCCAAAAGCUUUUUAAGGCAAUUUAGCAAUGUGAAUGAUGAAUACAUAAUAACGAAUAAAGAUGAAGACAAGUCGGUGGCACCUGGAUACUUGGGACUAGCUCUAGGAGCAGCAGUACUUGGAGGAGAGCUAUCUCUUUUGGGAUCUCUUGCGGAUAACACAUUAAUGGAAAGUCACUUGAGAUUGAAUAGAAGACAAGGGUAG
Encephalitozoon intestinalis ATCC 50506 is the source of this 1188-nucleotide messenger RNA. RefSeq names its product 3-hydroxy-3-methylglutaryl CoA reductase. Gene Ontology annotation, cellular component: endoplasmic reticulum membrane; peroxisomal membrane. Gene Ontology annotation, biological process: isoprenoid biosynthetic process; sterol biosynthetic process; coenzyme A metabolic process. Gene Ontology annotation, molecular function: protein binding; hydroxymethylglutaryl-CoA reductase (NADPH) activity. NCBI's taxonomy places the organism in Eukaryota, Fungi, Microsporidia, Unikaryonidae. Bases 1 to 1188 code for a protein of 395 amino acids. The record is from RefSeq and is a predicted model, not a curated record. The transcript has a single exon.